GGGUGUGGGCCGUGAGGGACGCGUGUCCGCAAUCGGCUGCCACUGGCCCCGGAUCCGUCCACGCACGCACGCACGCAUCCACCCGAGUCCCCAACCGCAGCCGAGCACGACGCCGCCACCCAGCCCUCUACCCGCCGCGCGCUCCCCCCACUCCCCUGCCGCAGCUCCGCUCGUCCCUCGAUCGACCGUAGUGGAGAUCCAUCCGGACGCGGAUUCGUUCGCUCUGUUUCUCGGAUGAUUGUGCUUUCUUGUUUCCUGCCUUCUGUUGUUCCAGAUCCUCAAAUCUACUGUCUAGCAUUAAGGGCUGAAGAAUUGGCAAACAUGGCAUCUAGUGGCAUGAAAGACUUUUACCGGCAGAAAAAGAAAGGAGGUGUGACCAAGGCGGCAUCAUCUUCCAAUAAGAAAACAAAGCAGUACACUGGAGGGGCCUCUGUCGGGGCCCCAGAUACUGCUCAGACAUCAGCACUAGUUUCUCAUGGCUCCUGGGAUCUCAAAGAUGAUUUUGGUGAGCAAGAGGAGCAGCUGCGACAAUUCGACAUGGACAUGAAGUUUGGCCCAUGUAUUGGUGUCACCCGGCUCCAGCGCUGGGAGCGCGCUUCUGCCAUGGGCCUCCAGCCACCAGCCCAUCUCCGGGAUCUCUUGCUGCGUGUUCCAUCAACAAAGAAUCGCAGUGAUCCCUGUGUCGAGUGCCUCUGGGAGGGUAAAGUCUAGAAGCAUCUUCUAUAACAAGCGCCGCCUUGCUCAUGGUAACCUAGUGUGAGUUCACUCUGCAACCUCCUGUAAUCCUGCUGAUGUAUGAUGGCACUGUUUUGUUUCUCUCGGGGUAUCCGCCGCUUGGCUGAAUGUACUACUCAACUUCUUGCCGUGGAAUCGUCUUCUCUAAUACGCCCAAAAUUUGUAGACCUUGCCUGCUUA
Panicum hallii is the source of this 915-nucleotide messenger RNA. RefSeq names its product DNA polymerase delta subunit 4-like. Gene Ontology annotation, biological process: DNA synthesis involved in DNA repair; DNA-templated DNA replication. Gene Ontology annotation, cellular component: delta DNA polymerase complex. Lineage: Eukaryota; Viridiplantae; Streptophyta; Magnoliopsida; Poales; Poaceae. Bases 235 to 711 code for a protein of 158 amino acids. The record is from RefSeq and is a predicted model, not a curated record. Gene Ontology annotation, molecular function: DNA-directed DNA polymerase activity. The transcript is spliced from 4 exons.